UUUUAUUUUUUUGUAGAAGAGAAGGUGGUGCUCCUGGUGCCCUCCAUUUCCUUCCCACCCCCAUCCCUCUUCUUCUCCCUCUCUCUCCAUCUCUCUUUCUCCUCCAUCUCUCUCCGUCUCUGUGUCUUCAAUCAUGUUCGCGUCGUUUUAAUCUCUCCAAACCCAGUUUCUACAAACCAAGCUUGAGAGCUUGAUUGAUUGUAAAUCUUUUUUUUUUUUUUUGGUGAAUCAUGAGGAGAGGGAGAGGACCGGCGGCUAAUAAAUUGGCGGCGGCGGCGGCGGCCGCGGCUACAGGAGGAUUGGAGAUGACGAAUAUAGGCAAAGAGCCACGGUACAGGGGCGUGAGGAAGAGACCGUGGGGAAGAUUCGCCGCCGAGAUCAGAGACCCAUGGAAGAAGACUCGGGUCUGGCUCGGCACGUUCGACUCAGCCGAGGAUGCCGCGCGAGCCUACGACGCAGCGGCCCGGACCCUCCGGGGCCCCAAGGCCAAGACCAACUUCCCCUCCUCCAACUCCGUGUAUUUUUCGCCGCUAAAUCCGAACCAAAACGGUGCGUUUAUGGACCACAAUCAUCACCACCGGUUGUACGCGAUGGACGAUGGGUUUCAGGCGCACCAGAUUAUGGACCCCCAGAGGCCGACCUCCAGCAGCAUGAGCAGCACGGUGGAGUCGUUCAGCGGGCCUAGGGCGCCGCCGCGUCCCACGCCGCCUCAUCCGCAGCACGCCGCGCCGGGUCUCUCGACGCGGAAACGGCACCCUAGGCCUCCCCCGGUGGUCCCCGAGGACUGCCACAGCGACUGCGACUCGUCGUCUUCGGUCGUCGACGACGACGGUGACAUCGCGUCAUCCUCUCGCCGGAAGCCUCCCCUGCCGUUCGAUCUGAAUUUUCCACCGUUGGAUGGCGUUGACCUUGCGGGUGAUGAUCUCCAGUGCACCGCUUUGUGUCUCUAAUUAUUACCAUGAUGAAUAUGAUUAUGAUUAUGAUGGUGAUGAUGAUCAAUGAUUUUUACUUUAAUUUUUGUUC
Molecule: messenger RNA, 1023 nt
Organism: Corylus avellana
Lineage: Eukaryota; Viridiplantae; Streptophyta; Magnoliopsida; Fagales; Betulaceae
Product: ethylene-responsive transcription factor 3
Biological process (GO): regulation of DNA-templated transcription
Molecular function (GO): DNA binding; DNA-binding transcription factor activity
Source: RefSeq, a predicted model, not a curated record